AUGGCGAUGAGGAAGGAGCUCACGGCUGGUUCGUUCCUCAUUCUCUCAGCUCUGCUCAUCGCGAGCUUUGGCUUGGUGGGUCACUGGCGAGCUCGCCUUUCAAUGGAGCAGCGACUUCAGCACACCCUCGUGCCGGGAUCCUCCUCCUAUCUGUCCGCAAGCAAAUACUUGAAGCAGGUACAGUCGGCAGCCGGACAAGUAGCGUAUGAGAAGAAGCAGGAAGCGAAGCGUGAGGCUGCGAUGCGAGAGGGGAUGAAGCAGGCGAAGCAGCUCUAUCAGUACACGAUGAGACACGGUUAUGGGAAAGAUCAGGACAGGGAGAUGUGGAAGACCCUUGAAGCUUUCAGUCAUAGGAAGUGAUUGAAACCGAGUCUUGCUCUUGUUGAAGUACUUGAUCUUUGCUGUAAACUUUCAUCUCCUCUUC
Messenger RNA from Guillardia theta CCMP2712, 424 nucleotides. RefSeq lists its product as hypothetical. The record is from RefSeq and is a predicted model, not a curated record. The coding region runs from base 1 to 360 and encodes 119 amino acids. The transcript has 5 exons. Lineage: Eukaryota; Cryptophyceae; Pyrenomonadales; Geminigeraceae.